Klebsormidium nitens is the source of this 2144-nucleotide messenger RNA. Lineage: Eukaryota; Viridiplantae; Streptophyta; Klebsormidiophyceae; Klebsormidiales; Klebsormidiaceae. The record is from the annotation of a GenBank genome assembly.
UAAAUUGAUUGAUUGAUUGACCUAUGUUGUAUCAUUACCGUGGCGGUCCAUCUGAAAUUUGAAAUCCAAGGCAAUGAUCUCUACUCUCUAGCCCUGGGCCUGGGCCUGGGCAGUCUAGCAAUGCCCGCGACGCAUUGCAAUCUGUAGACCGGUGUUGAGCAAGCUAGAACUUGAAGAGCUGGCAGCGCGACAGCUGUGGUGGGCGCCUGUAGGCGAGGCUCUCCAACCCGGAGCUGAAGAGUUCUAAAAGGUGCAGCUGAUCAGCCGUAGGAUCUCAACCCGUUGACAAGCUUGGAUAUCCUGUAAACGCAGCGUUAGACUCAACGUCCUCGUGGGUCCCAGAUGCUGCUGAAAGAGGACUGAAGAGCAACUUGCGAGCGGGCAGCAUUUACAUUUCAUAUCCUAGCUUGCAUCCGCGGUCAGUGCCCAGGGCUGCUUUGCAGACAUGCCAAUAGCUGACUCUGCAUUCUAGUGGCCCUCUAAACAGGGGUUGGACUCCCUUACAAUUACAGGGACAGUGGGUCUAGCUGCUUGAUUGUCACCAGAAGGGCUUCAUUGCUCAAGCCACGUUGCAAGAGAUGGCCGAGACCACGGCGGAGCCUGCGCCGGCGGCCCCGGCAGCAGCCCCGGCGAACGAUCUGGACGAGGAGAGCCACUACUUUGACUUUGGCACAUUCUACAAGAAGCCCGAGUUCUGUGAUCGGGCAUUCAAACUCGUCAUCCUGGAUAUGAGAGCAAAACGGGCGGUCCAGCCCUGCGCCCCUCCAAAAAGGGCAUUCGAGCAAAGGAGAAGGAAGCAGAGGGCGAGGAGGUCCCGGUGAACUCGAUUGUUGUUGCUGCCAAGAGCGCUGUGCUCCGGGCCAUGCUGUCCAACGGGAUGAAGGAGUCAGCUAAGGGUGCACCCAUCGUCAUCAGGGUUACAGAGCAAGAAAAACCGGCGUUCAAGGAGAUGCUCCAGUUCCUCUACUCCGGCACCCUCUCCCCGGAAUUUCUGGCGCCAGCAACUAGUAUGAGCUCCAUCGUGGCGCUCCUCCUCCUGGGCGACAAGUACGAAGUCCCUUCCUUCAUGGGCGCCGUCCUGAAACGGUUGAUCGAACGAGAGUCGAUUUCGGACAGCGCGACCCUUGUCGAGGAAGUGCCGGAUCUGCUGGAAAGGCGGCCGCAGAUCAAGCAGCUGAUGGACGACGCACGUGGUCACAUCGUAAGGGAGUUUAAGGACGUGACGGGUACGUGGACGUCGGAUGAUUUCAUGGCAUUGCCUUUGGGUGUGGUUCAGUAUCUGCUGCAGUCGGAAGAGUUGGAGGCAGACUCGGAGGAGGAAAUCCUGACCAAAGCGGCUAAGUGGGCUGCGAACAAAACGGGGGCGUUAUCACAGCUUUUCCCGUAUAUUCGAUUCUGCUGCAUCCGGGGGGAGGUUCUCGAGAAGUGGGCUCAAACUGCUCGGUCGUUUCCCAACGUCCAGCUGAUAAAGAGAGCGCUGAAGGUUCAGGCGUAUUCGGACGCUAGGAAACGGCUCGAGAAAGGCCUGGUGUUCUGCGAAAGGAAAGGCGUUCAGCAAGUUCACCUCGAGAUCGUCGAGAACAUACGGUUCGAUGAGAAGGUCACGUCGGUAGUCACGCCGCCCGUGGUUUGGUUCGGCAAAACAUGGUAUCUCGCGGUUAUGAAAGAGGGUGCUCAGAAGAAGGGGGGCGAGGAGGAGCGGCCGCGAACCGUUGGCGUGUACUUGUUCUGCAAAAAGGCGGGCGACCAGGAAACGGUGGCGAGCGUGUCGGACAAAGUUCAAAUCUGCGCUUACGUCCGGACAUGGCCGGACGGCUUGUGGUUCCCCAUUGGUACCACCACUAAUACCUUCAGCCUAGAGGAAGGCAAAGGAGUAAAAAACUGGGGCUUUCCGGAUGCUCUGAACUUGCCUUGGGACGAAGCAAGAAAAUCGGAAAAGUUCUUAGGGCCAACCGGUGCUAUGGUUUUCAAGGUUGUGGCGCGCAGAUACACUGAUAGUGAGGCGGAAGAAUAAUCAGUCGACUUAUUGAGAAUUCUGUUAGCGAGGGACAUAAAGCUUGUCACUCUUUUCAGCAUGCACGCUUCCAAAGCCCCUAUGACCUGUUGUAAAAAGUCUCAGAACUUAGUAAGUAUAGAAAGCGAAG